AUGAACGAAGAAAGUCGUCGUAUACCAAAUGAUUUACGUAAUUUACGUGCUUGUUUAGUGUGUUCAUUAAUUAAGAAUAUUACGAUGUUUGAAGACCAAGGUUGUGAUAACUGCGAAGAUUUUUUAUCAAUGAAGGGUAAUCGUGAACGUGUUUAUGAAUGUACUUCAAGUAAUUUUGAAGGCAUGAUUGCAUUAAUGCACCAAGAAGAAUCAUGGGUGGCUAAAUGGCAACGUAUAUCACAUCAAGUUAAAGGAAUGUAUGCUGUUUCAGUUACUGGUACAUUACCAAAACGCCUCCAACGUGAAAUGGCUCAAAAUGGUCGAACAUAUCGUAGUCGAGAUAUUAGUUUAAAAACAUAA
Adineta steineri is the source of this 360-nucleotide messenger RNA. Lineage: Eukaryota; Metazoa; Rotifera; Eurotatoria; Adinetida; Adinetidae. The record is from the annotation of a GenBank genome assembly.